AUGAGACGGCUGACUCAUGUAAACCCUAUCCAUAUAAAGAAGAAGAAACUAAGACUUGUUACAGUGUUUUUUUGAAGAAGAGACCCUCCAUAAACAAGGGACUCAUUCGCGUGGUUCUUGUUGUUUAGACCGGUAGGACUCAUUCGCGUGGUUCUUGUUGUUUAGACGGCCAAAGGGAAUGAUACACAAUGGCGACCUCAGAUGAAGAGGUUGCCAGGAUUCAGGAAGAGAGGAGGACGAAGGAGAAGGAGCUCGCUUCCCUAACUAGUGUGACAUUUGAUGCCGAUCUCUAUGGUGGGGGCAACAAAUUUGAAGGCUAUGGACUCUCGAUCCCUGUCAAUGACGAGGAGGAAGAAAAUCUAGACGCAGGUGAGCGUGCAGUUACUCGCAAACUUGCUUCAUACAUUGCCCCAAAAUCUGUCUUAAAUGAGAUGCCCAAAGUGGGCGAAGAAGAUGACAUGGGUUUCAAAAAACCCCAAAGAAUCAUUGACGGAGAAGAUGAUUAUAGAAGGAGAAGGCUCAAUCGAAUAAUCUCGCCUGAUCGGAACGAUGCCUUUGCGAUGGGAGACAAGAGCCCUGAUGAAUCAAAGAGUGGCUUUGCCAAAAUCAUGCAAGAGGAAUUUUUGAAGAGAGAGAAAGACAAGGAAAGAGAGGAGAAACUGCUUGCGAAGAAGCAAGAGCAAGAUGAGAGAGAAGGCAAGCACGGGUGUUUCUCAAGCUGGGGGUGCUAAAAACGAAGAAAUCGAUGGGACCAAUCUCAAGAGGCUCAAGAAAGUGUGAAAAAACCAAAAGUUUCAGAUUGGGAUGCACCCGAUGCUACACCAGGGAUAAGCCGAUGGGAUGCUACUCCAACUCCUGGUCGAGCUGAAGCUGCAACUGCAGCUAGUGGGUCAAGGCGAAAUAGCUGGGAUGAGACACCAACACCAAGGUUGGCUGAUUCCGAUGCUACACCAGUUGGUGGUGUCACGCCUGGUGCCACACCAGCAGGUAUGGCUUGGAAUGCCACUCCAAAGCUUUCGGGUAUGGGUACCCCAACACCCAAAAGACAAAGAUCUCGAUGGGAUGAGACCCCUGCAACAAUGGGUUCUGCUGCUCCUCUUCCCGGUGCUACCCCAACUGCCUUUACGCCAGUUGGGGCUGUUGAUCUUGCUACUCCAACACCUGGUGCCAUUAAUCUAAGAGGAGCGAUAACACCUGAACAGUAUAAUUUGUUGAGGUGGGAGAAGGAUAUAGGUGAGUGGAAUAGGCCUCUGAGUGAUGAGGAGUUGGAUGCGACGUUUCCUCAAGAGGGUUAUAAGAUUUUGGAGCCACCGGCUUCAUAUGUACCUAUAAGAACACCAGCAAGGAAGCUCCUUACCACCCCAACCCCUAUGGGUACGCCUUUGUAUUCGAUUCCUGAAGAGAAUAGGGGCGAGCAGUUUGAUGUGCCCAAAGAGGCUCCUGGUGGGCUGCCAUUUAUGAAGCCUGAGGAUUAUCAAUACUUUGGGGCUUUGUUGAAUGAGGAAGAUCAAGAGGAAUUGUCAACAGAAGAGCAAAAGGAGAGGAAGAUCAUGAAACUCCUGAUGAAGGUGAAGAAUGACCCCCCACAAAGGAAAACAGCACUUAGGCAGCUCACUGAUAAGGCUCGAGAAUUUCGGGCAGGUCCACUUUUUAACAGAAUUUUGCCCUUGCUAAUGUCGCCUACUCUCGAGGACCAGGAGAGGCAUCUUUUGGUUAAAGUCAUCGAUAGGGUGCUUUACAAGCUUGAUGAACUAGUCAGGCCUUUUGUGCACAAGAUACUGGUCGUUAUUGUGCCACUCCUAAUUGAUGAGGAUUACUAUGCUAGAGUUGAGGGAAGAGAGAUUAUUUCGAAUCUUAGCAAGGCUGCUGGUUUGGCUACCAUGAUUUCAGCUAUGAGGCCUGAUAUUGAUAACAUGGAUGAGUAUGUAAGGAAUACAACGGCAAGGGCCUUCAGUGUUGUGGCUUCUGCCCUUGGUAUUCCUGCACUAUUGCCCUUUUUGAAGGCAGUCUGUCAGAGUAAGAAAUCAUGGCAAGCUAGGCACACUGGUACUAAGAUUGUGCAGCAGAUUGCUAUUCUCAUGGGUUGUGCAGUUCUUCCCCAUCUGAGGUAUUUAGUGCAGAUCAUAGAGCAUGGGUUGAAUGAUGAGAACCAAAAGGUGAGAACCAUUACUGCUUUGUCACUUGCUUCCCUUGCUGAAGCUGCUGCUCCUUAUGGUAUUGAGAGUUUCGAUUCAGUUUUGAAGCCUUUGUGGAAAGGUAUAAGGUCUCAUAGGGGCAAGGUCCUUGCUGCUUUCUUGAAGGCCAUUGGUUUUAUCAUCCCCCUCAUGGAUCCAAUGUAUGCCAGCUACUACACAAAGGAAGUUAUGGUCAUAUUGAUUCGAGAGUUCCAGUCUCCGGAUGAGGAGAUGAAGAAGAAUGUUUUGAAGGUUGCUAAGCAGUGUGUGAGCACUGAGGGGGUGGAGGUUGAUUUUAUCAGGACCGAGGUUUUGCCAGUGUUCAGAAACUUUUGGGUCAGGAGGAUGGCUAUGGAUCGUCGCAAUUAUAGGCAGUUGGUCGAUACCACUGUUGAAAUUGCAAAUGACGAUGGUGUGGCUGAUAUUAUCGGAAGGGUUGUUGGGGACCUCAAAGAUGAGAGUGAGCCAUACAGGCGUAUGGUUAGGGAGACGAUCGAGAAAGUGGUUGCUAACUUGGGGGCUCCCGAUAUAAAUCCUCGCUUGGAGGAGAACUUAAUCGAUGGAAUCUUAUAUGCUUUCCGAGAGCAAACAAGCGAUGAUGCCAAUGUUCUGCUCAAUGGGUUUGGAGCAGUGAUCAAUGCCCUAGGGCAGAGAGUGAAGCCCUUCCUGCCCCAAAUAUGUUUUAUCAUUAAAUGGCGUUUGAAUAAUAAGAGUGCAAAAGUGAGGCAGCAAGCUGCUGACCUUAUUUCUAGAAUUGCAGUGGUUAUGAAGCAAUGCCAAGAGGAACAAUUAAUGGGUCACCUGGGUGUGGUGCUUUAUGAGGAUCUUGGAGAAGAAUACCCUGAAGUCUUGGGUUCGAUACUUGGGGCAUUGAAGGCUAUUGUGAAUGUUAUUGGAAUGACAAAAAUGACUCCUGCCAACAAAGAUUUGCUCCCCCGAUUGACCCCCAUAUUGAAGAAUCGACAUGAGAAGGUGCAAGCGAACUGCAUUGACCUUGUCGGAAGGAUUGCCGAUCGCGGGACAGAGUUUAUGCCUGCAAGAGAGUUGAUGAGGAUUUGUUUUGAGCUUCUUGAAAUGCUCAAGGCCCACAAAAAGGGAAUCCAAAGGGCCACUGUUAACACCUUUGGGUAUAUUGCUAAGGCCAUAGGGCCACAAGAUGUCUUGGCCACCCUUUUGAACAACCUCAAGGUUCAGGAGAGGCAAAAUCGUGUGUGCACCACUGUGGCGAUUGCCAUUGUUGCUGAGACCUGUUCCCCGUUCACAGUCUUGCCCGCUCUGGUGGAUGAGUAUAGGGUUCCCGACCUUAAUAUGCAAAAUGGGGUUCUCAAAUCUCUCUCUUUCUUGUUUGAGUAUAUUGGGGAGGGUAAGGAUUAUAUAUAUGCAGUGACUCCAUUGCUUGAGGAUGCUCUAAUGGACACGGACCUGGUUCAUCGGCAGACUGCUGCCUCUGCUGUGAAGCACAUGGCUUUGGGUGUUGCAGGGUUGGGUUGUGAGGAUGCUUUGGUUCACCUGCUGAAUUAUGUGUGGCCAAAUAUAUUCGAGACCUCGUCCCAUGUAAUUAAUGCAGUCACGGAAGCAAUUGAAGGGAUGAGAGUGGCUCUGGGUCCUGCUGCUGUUCUACACUACUCUCUUCAAGGGUCGUUUCAUCCAGCUAGAAUAGUUAGAGAGGUUUAUUGGAAGAUCUAUAAUUCUUUGUACAUUGUUUCGCAAGAUGGGCUUGUGGCGGCUUAUCCUGUGUUGGAGGACGAGGGGAAUGAUAUAUUCAGCAGGCCAGAGCUGAUGAUGUUCAUUUAGAUUAAAGCUAAAUAUGGUGUUGGAUAUGCGUGUUCCUGUGUUUGCCAUUGACAAUAGUAGAUGGCCCUGAGCUUACGUACAAAUGACUUGGAUACCUUUCCUCUAUGGAGACUGAAGCGAAGUGUAGAGAAAUGGAUGAGCAUCAGAUGGAUUUCGUAUUGGAUUUCUUCUUCGUCUUCUUCUUCCUGUGCUCAACUCUUUUAAAUUUUAUUUUUUUGCAUCCAGUUCUAUGUUGAUUUUGGAUCUACCUCUCAUUCAAUUAUUCAUUUUGCAUUAUUGGCAUGUACAGGAGACUGAAGAGAAGUGCAAAGAAAUGGAUGAGCAUUAGAUGGAUUUCGUAUUGGAUUUCUUCUUCGCCUUCUUCUUCCUGUGCUCAACUCUUUUAAAAAAAAUUAUUUGCAUCCAGUUAAAUGUUGAUUUUGGAUCUAGCUCUUAUUCCAGUAUUCAUUUUCCAUCAUUGUCAUGUACAGGAGACUGAAGAGAACUGCAGAGGACUUUAUGUACACUGGAAGUGUAAGAAAAUUGGGUGCAGAAGACUCAUGAGCUAAAGAAAAGUAGGUGGAAAUUUAGUGCAGGAAGCCUCUUGGAUUUCUAUACUGUUGCUUCUUUCCAGGUUGUAAAGAGCUUCUUUGAUGUUUCUUGUUCUCUUUUGUUUUUUUCCUAAUGCGUAUAGUCACCCUAAACCAUCAGAUCUCUUGUGUGUGUGUGAGAGAGAGAGAGAGAGAGAGAGAGAGAGAGCAUACAAGUGGUUUGAACUAGAGAGAGAGAGCAUAUAGUUGCUUUAAACUAGAGGACAAGAGACCUGUAAUUUGGGGUAGGUGAGAUAGUACAAGAGAGCCUUAUGAUUUGUUUGAUCUUCCAUGUUUUAUACUUUCAUUUAAACAAGGAUUACGUCCAAACCAUGCAAUGUAUCUUUGCCGUUGUCUA
This is a messenger RNA of Amborella trichopoda, 4895 nucleotides long. The record is from RefSeq and is a predicted model, not a curated record. NCBI's taxonomy places the organism in Eukaryota, Viridiplantae, Streptophyta, Magnoliopsida, Amborellales, Amborellaceae.